This is a messenger RNA of Leucoraja erinaceus (little skate), 9229 nucleotides long. RefSeq names its product collagen alpha-1(XXV) chain. NCBI's taxonomy places the organism in Eukaryota, Metazoa, Chordata, Chondrichthyes, Rajiformes, Rajidae. Bases 466 to 2487 code for a protein of 673 amino acids. The transcript is spliced from 36 exons. The record is from RefSeq and is a predicted model, not a curated record.
AGAGGAGGGGGGAGGUCUGCUUGAAUAUCUAAACAGAAUUAUGUUAAUCAGCGCGCUGCCAGGGACUGGAGCCGUAUUUACCGUCUGUGGACGGUACGCGGCAAACUAGUCCAGCAUAUCGGAUCGCUGGCAAGGCGCAGAGAGAGAGAGAGGGAGAGAGAGAGAGUCAGUAGCUGAGCUGAGCUGAGCUGAGCUGAGCUGAACGGAGACUCGCCAUCCUCACUCAGUUCCAGGAGCCACAGGUAGAAGCGGCCACAGCAACAGGUCCAUUGACUGAAGACUGAAGCUGCAAGUGAAAGCCCAGCUGAACACAACCAGAGAGACAGACAGAGGGAGCAAGUUCUCUCUAUACUGUGCAUUGCUAUUGCAUUGCUCUCCUGGGUGAAGGCGAGCAUCUGCCGGUGCUGAUUCUACCUCCUUGCACUGUCUCAAGGGCUGGGCUGGGAGCUGGCGACAAUACCGAUCAUGCCGAAAGCGUCCACGGAGAGGGGUUGCAAGCGGCAGGUUGAAGCAGCCGGGACGGCGCGGAGCCGGGCGCCGGCACUCGGGGGGAUGUGCUGGACUCUGCCCAGCGUCCUGUGGUCUGUGCUGUCGCUGGGCUCGGUGGCUUUCUGCAUUUGCCUCAGCGUGAAAACUUCGCAGCUAGAAGAGCGGAUCCUCGACCUGGAAAGUGUGAAGGGAGAUGUCUUGCUGCCUCCUCUCAGCCCGAGUUCGACGGCGGAUCGGAUGCGAGUGCUCGUCCAGGAGAGAGUGGAUCAGCUCCUGAGCCAGCCGAGAUUCCACGAAGGCGAAGCGAGACGCCGGAGCGCCAGGGAGGCAUCCGCCGAGUGUAACUGUCCUGCAGGACCUCCUGGAAAACGCGGCAGGAGGGGCAGAAAUGGGGAACCUGGACCUCCCGGUCCACCCGGUCCAAAAGGUGACAAGGGUGAUCAAGGCGAUCAGGGGCCGAGGAUGGCGUUUCCAUACCCAAGAGUCAAUCAUGGGUUCCUCUCGGCUGAUCAGCAGUUUAUUAAGCGACGUCUCAUGAAGGGUGAUCAAGGUCAAGCUGGCCAACCUGGACCGCCUGGGCCUCCUGGUCCUCCAGGCCCACGUGGUCCUCCGGGUGACACGGGGAAGGAUGGUCCUCGAGGAAUGCCUGGAGUACCUGGAGAAACGGGGUCAAGAGGUGAACCUGGAUUGGUGGGACCUCAGGGACCACCAGGACAAAAGGGGUCUGUGGGUUUCAGUGGAGUACCUGGCGUUCACGGACAGAAGGGUGAUCUUGGUGGGACUGGGAAGGUUGGUGAUCCAGGUACCAAGGGCGAAGUAGGAGAUCAAGGUGAGAAGGGCGUCGCUGGUCCGAAAGGUGACAAAGGCGGAAAGGGUGACCCUGGAUCAUCAGCUGCGGGAAUAAAGGGGGAACCAGGUGAAACAGGACUUCAUGGACAAAAGGGUGAACCAGGUCUUCCUGGGCUUCCUGGACUCCCUGGGAUAAAGGGGGAGCCAGGCUUUUGGGGUCCUCAGGGAGAACCCGGGUUGCCUGGGUUACCAGGAACAAAGGGAGAGAAAGGAGAUGGAGGGCCACCUGGAAGAGGUGAAAUCGGCCUGUCUGGAUCUUCAGGCCCCAAGGGUGAGCCGGGUGAUCUAGGGAUGCCGGGCCGGCACGGAGUGAAGGGUGACCAUGGAAAAGAUGGAGAAUCGGGGCCUAUGGGACCCAGAGGCCCACCUGGUCAGAAGGGUGAACAAGGAGUAACCGAGAUAAUAGAUUACAAUGGCAACAUCCACCAGGCACUACAGGGUCCACCAGGCCCUCAAGGAUCUCCAGGAAUGCAAGGAUCAAAGGGAGACAUGGGGAGUCCUGGAUCAUAUGGAGUCCCAGGAGUACAGGGCCCUAAAGGUUCUAAAGGUGACAUUGGCAUUUCAGGAGAUAAAGGAAGCAUGGGCCUACCUGGAUUAUCUGGUAUUAAUGGAGAAAAGGGAGAAAAAGGAGAAAAAGGAGAUCAUGGAUUGGCUGGUCCACAAGGCACUUCUAUUGCCGGACCCCCAGGCCCCACUGGCUCACAAGGCCCACCAGGUCCAAUGGGUGAACCAGGGUUGAAUGGUGUUAAAGGAGGGAAGGGUGAACCAGGUCAAAAAGGUGACAGAGGACCCCUUGGUCUCCCAGGUGCCUCUGGCUUAGAUGGACAGCCAGCACAGCGGGGCAUGGACGGUACUGUGGGGCCCGCAGGCCCAGCUGGUCCAAAGGGAGACAGAGGAGAAAAAGGAGGUGUUGGUAACCCUGGGACUAGAGGACCGACAGGUUUGCCUGGCCUUGAUGGAGAUCCAGGGCUAGAUGGAUUUUCCGGUCCGAAAGGAGAUAGAGGAGAGAGGGGAGAAAAGGGGGAAAAGGGAAAGAAAGGCAAAAAAGGGCCUAAGGGGGAGAAAGGAGAACAGGGUGCCCCUGGAUUAGAUGCACCUUGCCCAUUGGGUCCGGAUGGAUUGCCGAUGCCAGGAUGUUGGCAGAAGUGAUGAGUCUAACACGAAAGCAUGAAGUUUGUACAUAAUGCUCCAUAUUUUGUAUUUAUAUAGUUGUAACAGCUUAAAAAAAAGUCAAGAAAACGUUCACACGUAGCUGCUUUACUUCUUUAUAGUAAGAAGUUAAACAUCAUACAUUGACCGACAGAAUAGUUCUGUUGGCGACUCAUCGUGUUAACAAGAAACAAUGUGGCAAUGUUGUUCGCCAGUGCUACCAGUGAGCUAUGUCUCACCUUGUGGAUUUUGCAUGGGCAAGUGCCAUUGAUACUUCUCAGACCAUCAUAUAAUUGUUACCAAAUAGACUAAAGCAGAUCAAUACUGUGGAAUGUCAUUGGUUGUUUCCAUUGUAAAUAACUUGGCCAUUGCUUACAAUCUCCGACUAAAGUUCCAUCACUGAUUUUCCACCGUCGUAUCUGUGCUAAAGUGAAGUGCAUGAUAUGCUUGACCAGUGCUAGAUGUGUGACCACUUCAAACGCAAACAUUCUGUGCAAUCACACCUGUGGCUGAGGCCUCUGAACUGUCUUUUUUCUUUUCUCCAUCUAAAGGGAGGAAAUCCCUGGCUCAUUGCCAGAAAGAAAUAAUUGAAAUGCAGAGGAAAAGGGGUUUGAAUUUGCAAAAACAAAAUGGCUAACCUUCUGUUGUUCAACAUCCUGUGUUGUGCAUGAAGUAACCAUGGCAGCAUCAAUUUUUUUUUGGUUUUGUGCAAGCCAGCUCAGAUGGAUGGCAGAGUGACUGAGUUGAUGAUUCAGUGCUCCAAGGGCCAGUCCUUGGCUAAUGCACGGACAGUGACUCUGACAGCAUUGUGUAGCCAGGCUGUAGCAUGGCAUGUUUAUCAUUCAGAGGAUUUGGAAGAACAAGUGGAUUUAACGGAAAUUCCAUAAAGGAGCAAGAGACUCUUUCUCAUGGAGCAGAGACAUGUCAAUCCUAAAUGAGACAAAAAUAAAAGGAAAUAGCUUUUGACUGAGCUUGGAAACCGGCCACAAGAUUGUUCAACCCAAGUGGGAAAUUUAAACUGGCUCCAAUGGAUAAUUUUGGAGUUGAAAGGAUUUCGAAUCAAAUGUCUAAAGCAUCUUAUGAAACACUUUGCUACUGUUGCCAAACAGUGGAGAGAUGCCGAUGGUAUUAUGCAUGACAAUUAGGAAGACUUCAGCGUGGAAGAACAAGGGUGUUUGGAUUUUAAUUGAAAAGCUCUCUGAAGCAGAUGACCCAGAAGCUUUAGUUUAAUGCAUUUGACAACAAAAACCUUUUGUGCCUCAACUAUUCAAUACUUUAUACAUUUGUCUUUCAUAAAUGCAAACCAUAGUGUUAUAUUUAAUGGGAAUGUUGCCAAACGAGGCAUUUUAUGAUAAUCUCUCUUCUCGACUAUGAUUUAUAAUUGUUCUAUACUUUACGAACUAUAGCAUUUGGUUGCUCUGGACAUAACUUUUGUUUUGAUUCAAGACAGGUCUUCCUGCGGAUUCCUCUAGCGAGUCCCCUUUGCGCCAUUGUUGCAACUACAGGCAGCUUAACUUCUUGCAUACUUUUACUGAGCAACUGCACCUAUUGAUUUAAAACUUGGCAUCAACCCGGUGUCAUGUUUAUCUCUACAUCCUUUUGUUGGUGCUAGCAUAUGGCAUCUUACUUCAUGGUUGGUGCCCAAUUGUGUAUCAGUAAACCUGGGCUUUAAGAAGUCUGAUAGUUUCUGAGAUAGGAAGAUACGUUUUUUGGAGUUUUUUAAAGACUUCAUUUAGCAUAUGCAUUUUUUUGAGGAUAGUAAUUCCAAAAGUAAUAUUUCAGUCUCUGUGUGUUAAUGUUAUACAAGCAUUAGUAAUUUAACUUGGAGGUAUAUUCUGAUGUCGAGUUCUAAAUACAAGUACCUGACCCCUAUCAAAGUCAAUGGAUGCAUUGUUUCUAUCUUCCCAUUAUUUUUUACUAAAUUGUAUCCUUCACGUUCUACUAUUUUAAUGAACGAUUAAAUAAUAUGUCCAUUGAAUGUCUACUCCAACAAAAGGAUAGAGACUACACACCAUACUCCGAUAUAGCAUCUACUUUGCUUUACUUGGUGUGGGCAAAAGCUGAGGCAACUGUAUAUUUUUAAUGCUAAGACCAAGUCCUCACAUUGUCACCAUUACACGCUACUUUGGUUGCAUAUGGUUUAUCUUUUGAUACAUGCCAAGUAUGAAUUAUAUGUUUCUACUAUGUAUAAAAUGUCAGUUAUGUUUUAUUAUCUAACUUUAACCAUUCCGCUUGUUCCUAAAGCAUUUUAUUAUAAAAUGCGCAGUCACGACAGUGGUUCAUCAGACCAGCAUUUUUUUUAAGUGUCAGACGAAGGGAAUAUUUUAUGCAAGCUUUCUUAUAUAUAUAAAUAUAUAUAUUUGGUUGUUGUUGUCCUGUUUAAAGGCUCAAAUGCACAAAUGAACUGCUGUUAAGUAACAUUAAUACAUUCUUCAGGAUUUUUUUCCUGAAUUAAAUUCACAUUACACUGCAGAAUGGCUGAGCUUACAUUGCCAUUACCUUAGCUCAUGAAAAAAAAGUUGGGAAUAUUUCUAGUGCAAUCUUUCUGUUUUGGUUUUACUUAGAUUCUCAUACAUUAAAUCAUUUUGCUGCCUAGUUCAUUAAGCAGAAUGAUGUGAACUUUAACGAGAUAGUGUUUUUUAUCAAUCCUUGGAAAUUAGUUUCCUUUCCCUAAACAUUGCCAAGUUGUUCUUAUGUGUUGUUCAAAUGUCCUCCUCGAUUAUAUUAAAGUAUGAACCGACGUAAAGAUCCAAUGAGGAGUAUUGGUUCUAGAUCUUUUCCUUGCAGAAUAAUGCAUGCAAUUCUCUUUUAAUGUGCAGAGGUCAGAGAGGCAGCACUAAAACAUUUUGAAUAAUUGAGGUUAAAGAUAUCCUUGUUGGUUGAUUGGUUUGGACAACUUUGUCUUCCAAUAUAUGACAGGGUUUGUCACAAUAGUAAAUGUAAAGAUUCAAUGAGAAUCACUAUCAUCUAGUCCUUGCACGAUAACACAUGUGUGCAACAGGUACAUUUUUAUCCAGCAAGGAAGGAUCUUUAAAAACUUUAAAGUUCUGUCCCACUUAGCGAUUUUUUUCGGCGACUGCCGGCGUCAUAUCAGUGUCGCAAAAGAUUUUGAACAUUUCAAAAUCCAGCGGCAACAAAAAAAAUGUUGCGACACCUGAAAAAACACCGCGCGUCAUACGUCAUCACGCCGCGUCAGCGCCGCAUCAUGCCACCUCACGCCGCAUCACACCGCAAAUUUUUUGGUGACCUGAUACGUCAGUCAAUGAUGCUGGAGGUCGCUGAAAAAAAUCGCCAAAUGGGACAGGCCCUUUACACUAUUGAGGAUAAAGCAAUACCCUGCAUAGUUUGUUGAUUAAUCCAAUUGAGAGGGCUCCGUCUUCUGUUGUGCUAUACUUGCAUUUCUAAUGGACUUUCCCCAAUUUGGCAAUCUGAUACAAGCAGAGGAAUUCUCCAAUGAUGGAUUAAAAGCAGGAAAACAUCCUUUUUUUGGUGUACACUUACUGCAAAGGUAUUAUUUUAUACUCUGAAAAUUUGCCAUUACUCUCUGUUUGCCAUUUCACCUGAUAUAUGUUUGGCUGAGAUAUCAACUGUAACAAAACUAUGUACCUUCCAUUCACUCCGGUUUAUUAUGGUAAUAAUUUGUGUUAAACAAUAUAAUUACUAAUACUGCUCUAUGGUUUUAGAGUAAUUACUGCUGAAUGUGUCAACAAAGCAAAGACAUAGUACUUGGCUCAUGAAUGGCAGUAAAAUAACAGAUCCAAAUUCAUAAAUGCAACAUACUGUCCUAAUGGGCUGAAGAGGCCACAUGGAGAGUUGCUAUGCUCCAAUAUCCUGCUUCUUGGAGAAAAACAAAUCAGUUUAUUGAAUCCAUGUUGGCAAUUGUGAAAAAGCGUAAGGUUUGCAGAAACCAAGAAUAUUAAGUAAUAAAAGAAAAUGUAACACAUUUCUAAGUAGUGCAGCCUCUUACACUCUCACCUGUCUAAAAUCCUUUCACACUGUGUGGCCAUCUGUUUGUUUCAAGCAUGGACCCCAAAAUGUCGAGAUUAAUGAUGCUGUUAUUAUCGAUGUAACCCACAUAUAACAUAAACAAAAACAACAUUUGUAAUUAUUUGAAUUUUACCCAUUAAAUGACAUUCCCAUUAAAACACUUUGAUAUGAAAAUGCCAGAGAAUAGGGCGUUUUUUUCAGUCCUGUACUUUGGGUGUAGAUUUUCCAGAUUCACAACAGAAGGAAAGAGUGGAUCCAUCACUGUACGUCUAAGAGCUGUUAUGUUACUCCAGUAUUUAAGUGUUUUGUUAGGUUAUCUUCACAUGCUUGAAAGACCCAUGUCUAAAAUAACAAUUAUCAGGAGGCUGAACAAAGUGAUUCAAACGUCUCACCUCGUUCCCUUGGUCAUAGAGUCAUAUAGUGAUACAGUGUGGAAACAGGCCUUCCACCCAACUUGCCCACUCCGGCCAACAUGUCCCAGCUACACUAGUCCCAUCUGCCUGCGUUUGGUCAAUAUCCCUCCAAAUUUGUCCUAUCCAUGUACCUGUCCAACUGUUUCUUAAACAUUGGGAUAGUCCCAGCCUCAACUAUCUCCCCUGGCAGCUUGUUCCAUACACCCACCACCCUACAUGUGAAAAAGUUACCCUUCAGAUUCCUAUCGAAUCUUUUCCCCUUCACCUUGAACCUAUGUCCUCUGGUGCUCGAUUCCCCUACUUUGGGCAAGAGAUUCUGUGCAUCUACCCGAUUUAUUCCUCUCAUGAUUUUAUACACGUCUAUCCAGUAAAAUACUCAUGAAUAUGUAGUGUAUUGAAGAAAGUACAUUUUUGUGAUUAAAAAGAGGACUGCUCUCAGAUACGUAGAGACAACAUAUGUGCAGUGCAGAUGAAGGAACUGCAGGUUUGUAACAAAAUCCAGUCAUCUUCCGGCAUUUGACUUCAUCAGAUGAUAUCUGUUGAUGGGUGGGGGGGCACUGUAAUUGUCAUCAGGUAUCUCCUGCAGUUCCUUAUUACCCUCCCAGUCAAUGGGCAGGUUCGAACCUGGAGUUGCCCCAGGAUGAUGUAUAUAUCCUCGAUGCUCCUCACAGGGACAACGUACCUUGGUUGCGUCGUAUGUGUCAGAUAACCUGAUAGGAAAUCUUUCAUCAUCCAGUGAUCUACACUGGUGUCCAAUAAUGCUCAUGGAUACCUAUACACAAGUCUUGUUGCUGAGCGUUACAAUGUGCUCAGAAGCAUUACUUCUGCUUCAGUUGUUGAUAAAGGAUAGGGAAUGAAUAUCAUUAUACUCCCAUUCAGUAAACCACUUGCACUGGAGAUUGAUACCUAAGCCUGCCCAGUAAUCACAUGUUUAAACAUUCCCGUGAGGGAAAGUGAAAAAGUAAGUCUGAAUAAGGGUCCCACACGAAACAUCACCUAUCCAUGUUCUCCAGAGAUGCUGCCUGACCCUCUGAGUUAUUCCAGCAAUUUGUGUCUUUUUUUAAAUCAUUAGUUACCUGUCCUCCUAUCUCUGGCACCCUAUCAACCUACAUACUAUUCUAUAUACCUAUUAUUUAAAAGUUACCCUUUCUCAAGUUGCUCUGACAAUUUGGAAAUACACACAAUAUUAUUAUUUCCAAUUCAUUAUUAUUUCCAUGUUCCUUUAAACAAGUUUCAGCAUCCCUUUCAUUGCAUGUCCACGAAACACAGUGUUCCAGCACUUUCUGUCUGCCGUCUCCAACACAAUAAAAAGUUGCUAAUGCCAAGUCUGCAAAAGGGGCUGAUGAGAAAAAAAUGCCAUCUUUAAAAAAUGCCAUCUUUAUCCUAUCAAACACAUAUAAUGCUGUAGAUAGUUUAAAGAUAUAGCGCGGAAACAGCCCCUUCGGCCACCGGGUCCGUGCCUACCAGCGAUCCCCACAUAUUAACACUCUCCUACACACACUAGGGACAAUUUUUACAUUUACCAAGCCAAUAAACCUACAUACCAAUAUGUCUUUGGUGUGUGGGAGGAAACGGAAGAUCUCGUAGAAAACCCACGGGGAGAACGUGCAAACUCAAUACGGACAGCACCCGCAGUCGGGAUCGAACCCGGGUCUCUGGUGCUGUAAGGUAGUAACUCUACCACUGCGCCACCAUGCCGUUCUGUUGCUUGUACUAUGUCUUUGUCUUUGCAGGGAAGCCAUCUGCUCCAGCAGUGCAAGCAUAUUAGUAAAACUUGGGCUUUGCUAGUGUUGAAUGUCAUUUUGGUGAAAUAUUUAAAAUGAAUGUGUUUUAAUGUAUUUUUGGUAUACAUAAUAUAGGCAUGAUUGGUAUUUUCUUUCUUUUAUUUUCACUGCGAUUAUCCUUUUUCCACAGAAUAUAAUCUAAAAGACAGAAAUUGUCACUGUCUUUUGAAUGUAACAGGAAAUAAACGUCAGUUUUUAACUUCAGGCAAGGUCAUGCCGCAAUCUGCUGCUUUAGCUGAGGUGGAAUUGAUGUUGUGCAUUUGAAUGCAGCAGACGCAGACAUAAAAAGGUUAAAGUUGUGGCUCUUUGGUCAUUUCAAAAGCAACAUAAUAAAUUUAACAUCUUGCUCUUUGUGUGCGUUGACUCUGAUGGCAUGAUGAGGAAUUGCAAUAAUUAAUUUGUUUUUCAUUCAUUUUAUAUCAUAUGUUUGAACCAUAUAUAUAUGUGAUUUUUUUUUCAUUCUAAAUCAGUGGUGUUUUUGUAUAUUUCCAAAAUGUUUUAAUAUUAAGAAGUUGACCUUCAGAACUAUUUUUACAAAAUGCUUUUUUUUUGGGGGGG